UUCUCGUUUUAGACUCGACAUUGAAUCCCCUCGUAGUCCUGCCGCUGCCUGUCGUCGCGGGUGGAAGCAGGUCCACCCGUUCUGCCAGUUGCUACGAUGGGAUUCCUCUCUAUCGAGGAGGGUAUGUUGUACGGUUGAUUAAAUCUUACGAUUGAUUAAAAGACCGAAUUGUGAUGCGAAAAUUUCGAAUUAAAGAAAGAUUUGAAAAUAGUUCAUCGAGUGCGGGGGUAGGCAAUCAACGAGGAUCAAUGGCGGUCGAUAUUUUAGACGAGGACCACUUCGCGGUGAGCGCCAUCGUCACCGUUGGCAUGCAAAUCAUCUUCUUCACGAUCGCGGCGACCUUCCAGCUGGACAAGUUGACGGAUUUUGCCGGCGGCACGAACUUCAUCAUUCUCGCCCUUCUCACUUUCUUUCUUGGCCAAAUGGGCAAGCCUUAUGACAGCAGGCAACUCAUGGUCACCAUAUUCGUUUGUUUAUGGGGCGUCCGUCUUUCUGGAUAUCUGCUAUAUCGAAUUAUCAAAAUUGGCCGUGACAAAAGGUUUGAAGAUCGGCGCAGCAAUGUGAUUCGAUUCGCUGUAUUUUGGACGUUUCAAGCUGUAUGGGUUUACGUGGUAAGUUUACCAGUAAUUAUCAUCAAUUCACCACGGCACAAAAUACCGCCUGCUCCUAAGACUAUGACAACGUUAGACAGCGCUGGUACGGGGCUCUUCGUGACUGGUUUAUUAGCUGAAACUUAUGCCGAUUUGCAAAAAUUUUCUUUCAAACAGGAUCCAGUAAAUAAUGGAAAAUGGUGUAAUGAUGGAUUAUGGCGACUAUCCAGACAUCCAAACUAUUUCGGGGAAAUAGUGGUAUGGUGGGGUAUUUUUGUGAUAUCGUUGAACGUGAUCGAAGGUAUUGAAUGGAUCGCAAUAGCUUCUCCAAUUUUCACUACGUUCAUUAUUCUGUUCUUGUCCGGAAUGCCUCUAUUGGAAAGAGCUUCUGAUGAGAGGUAUCGCGAUAACGCCGAGUAUCGUCAUUACAAGCAAUCCACAUCACCGUUAAUCCCCAUGCCACCAUCCAUCUACGUUGAGGUGCCACACUUCCUGAAAUUCCUCUUCUGUUGCGAGUUUCCACUUUAUGAUUCAUUGGACGUGAAACCACGAGCAGCCGUCACUGAAUCGACAUCAAUAAGUCUAGCUGCGUCCACUUAGCUAUAGUAACACGCCGGACAAUUAAAUUCAAAGUCCGGCGUGCAGUCGUCCACGGCUACCACAGCCUUUUGAGGCAGGCUGUCAUGACUCUUUGCAUUUUAUCGUACAGUUGUUUCGCAUCGCUUAUUUGAAAGUGAUGGAUAAGAUAUCACGUAUGAGAAACUGUACGCAGAUAAAGUUUGAAAUGAACUGGACAAGUAAUUGCCGCGUUUUUUAAAACGUUAAUAUAUUGCAAUAACAUUUUUUAAAAUCUGUAAAUUGCAAAUAUUAAUGUUUCUUGUGAUACGAGUUAAAAAAUGCAGAAAGUAUUGUUAGAUGAGAACAUACAAGCAAAAUAGAGUUAUACAAUCAUGAAAUUAAUGUAUAUUACGAUAUUUUGCUACAUAGUCUGUUAAUUCAAUUGGAGAAAUUGUUUAUUUUCAAAAUUUAUGAAUUGAAUUGGUUUGAUAUAUUUCGAAAGUUUAGAAUGUUAAAAAUUCUAUUAUUAUUAAAAGAUAUAUUGCAAGAUGUAUAAAGAAUAUAAAAAGUUAAACGUUAAAAGCACUACCUCGAACAUGAUGCUCUCGAUCUAAAAUCGAAUCCAUCAUGAUAUUUAGAUUAAUAUGUAUAUACUUAAAAAUUAAUGAUAUACAUGAAAAUAUAAAAAUAAAUAUGCGAUAAACUCUCCUAGAGAAUCGAAGCUAUAUAGUUUCUGCUGAAUUUCCUUCUUUUUUUGUAAAAUAUUUGACAGCAAUUUAUUUCGACUGUAAUUACGAAUAUUUAUUCAUUUGUUUAAAUAUUAAUCUUUUAUAGACAAAGAUCUAAUUUUUUAAAAGUAUUGUUUGUAUUUUAACGAUAAUCUUCAGAAUAUGAUUAAAAAUAAUUUUGGAUCAGUAGGGACCAUAUAUAUAACGAUAUUAGUUGCUUGCUAUUUUUACAUAUCUAGAGAACGAACUUUUGGAAAGUAACUUGCCAGCAAGUUAAAAGAAUAAUAAAACUAUUUUAAAGCGAUAAAAAAAGGAUUAGUAUUUAUAAGUGUGUGUUUUUAGUUUCCAAAGUUUCAUAUUAUUGCUAAUUUAUAAAUCUAUUAUUAGUCUUUACACUUUGUUUAAAAGGAGGCUAAUUGAAAAAAAGAAGUUACAUAGAAAAUAAAAUGUGUAACCAUAAUAAUCAAAAUUAUUCGAAAAAUAAAAAGCUGUCUGCGUGAUAUUGAAUAAUUGUAUACAAGUAUCGUAGCAUUAAAUUAUACAUAGCAAUAUUAUACAUAUCCCAGUACCGAGUAGAAUAAAGCUGUAAGUAAUAAAAAGUAUUAUUUAGCUGUAUUCUUUUGAAAGCAAUCAUUGUGAAAUCUCAAACUUCAUUAUAAAAAUGAAAAUAAUUGUUAAUUUCUAAAUAUUUUGGCACAAAACAAUUUUGAAAAGAAUACAGUUACAGUUGAAAACUACGCCAAAUUAGAACUGUGUUAUAAACGAUACUGAAAAAUCGUUUCAAUUUGUUGUUGUGUAAAUAAUCUUCAAACUUUAGAUAAUAAACAAGAAUUGGUCCAAUCGUCUAA
Frieseomelitta varia is the source of this 2724-nucleotide messenger RNA. RefSeq lists its product as uncharacterized. The transcript has 7 exons. Gene Ontology annotation, biological process: lipid metabolic process. Lineage: Eukaryota; Metazoa; Arthropoda; Insecta; Hymenoptera; Apidae. The coding region runs from base 174 to 1190 and encodes 338 amino acids. Gene Ontology annotation, molecular function: oxidoreductase activity, acting on the CH-CH group of donors. The record is from RefSeq and is a predicted model, not a curated record. Gene Ontology annotation, cellular component: membrane.